Messenger RNA from Zonotrichia leucophrys gambelii, 1512 nucleotides. RefSeq names its product fumarylacetoacetate hydrolase (gene FAH). Lineage: Eukaryota; Metazoa; Chordata; Aves; Passeriformes; Passerellidae. The record is from RefSeq and is a predicted model, not a curated record. Bases 111 to 1370 code for a protein of 419 amino acids. The transcript has 14 exons. Gene Ontology annotation, molecular function: fumarylacetoacetase activity. Gene Ontology annotation, biological process: homogentisate catabolic process; L-tyrosine catabolic process; L-phenylalanine catabolic process.
UGCUCCUCUGCUCCGGGUUGCAGCGCCUGGAGAGGAUCUUCCUCCAAGGAAGGUGUGAAGCACCUGGGAGGUGGGAGCUGUGUGUAAGCAGGGGCUGCUCAGGGAUCAGCAUGUCUUUCAUCCAGGUAGACAAGGACUCAGAUUUUCCUCUCCAAAACCUCCCCUAUGGGGUUUUCUCCACGAAGGAGGAGCCUCGGCACAGGAUUGGGGUAGCUAUUGGGGACCAGAUUUUGGAUCUCAGCAUCAUCAAACACCUUUUCAAUGGACCAGCUCUUGCCAAACACCAGCAUGUCUUUGAGCAGCCCACCCUGAAUGCCUUCAUGGGGCUGGGCCGGCCGGCGUGGAGCGAGGCCAGGGCGCUGCUGCAGAAGCUGCUGUCAGCUGCAGAGCCCACCCUGAGGGACAACACGGAACUGAGGAGGAGGGCAUUUGUGCCUCAAGCUGCUGCGACGAUGCACCUGCCUGCGCACAUUGGAGAUUACACUGACUUCUAUUCCUCACGGCAGCAUGCCACAAACGUUGGGAUCAUGUUCAGGGGGAAGGAGAACGCUCUGAUGCCGAACUGGCUGCAUUUACCUGUGGGUUACCACGGCCGGGCAUCGUCUGUUGUGGUGUCUGGGACACCCAUCAGGAGACCUGUGGGACAAACAAAACCUGACAAUGAUAAACCUCCAGUGUUUGGUGCUUGUAAACGUCUGGAUAUCGAGUUAGAAAUGGCGUUCUUUGUAGGUCCUGGAAACAAGUUUGGGGAGCCCAUUCCCAUCAGCAGGGCCCAGGAGCACAUCUUUGGGAUGGUGCUGAUGAACGACUGGAGCGCCCGUGACAUCCAGAAGUGGGAAUAUGUUCCUCUGGGUCCCUUCCUGAGCAAAAGCCUUGGCACAACCAUCUCUCCCUGGGUUGUCACCAUGGAAGCUCUCAUGCCAUUUGUGCUGCCAAACCCCGUGCAGGAUCCCAAGCCGCUGCCCUACCUUCAGGAUAAAGAGCCCUACACUUUUGACAUCAAGCUCUUUGUUGCCAUUAAAGGAGAAGGAAUGAGCACGCCAGCUACUAUAUGCAGAUCCAAUUUCAAGCACAUGUACUGGACCAUGAAGCAGCAGCUGGCUCAUCAUUCCAUCAAUGGCUGCAACCUCAGGCCUGGAGACCUGCUGGCCUCUGGCACCAUCAGUGGACCUGAGCCAGAGAGCUUUGGCUCCAUGCUGGAGCUGUCCUGGAAUGGCACAAAAGAAAUCCCUCUCGGCAGUGGGCAAUGUCGGAAGUUCCUGCAGGAUGGAGAUGAAGUCAUUCUGACAGGGUACUGCCAGGGCAACGGCUUCCGUGUGGGAUUUGGCCAGUGCUCAGGAAAAAUCCUUCCAGCCCUGUCCAAUCCAUGAGGCCUGGAGUGAUGUGACAGCCAAGGAGGAAUCCUCCCACCUCCACCAGUCAUCCUGCUUUAUUCAGAUUUAUUAUUUUUAUAUGAGUGAUUGUAAUCUUACUCUUUUUAAUUGUCAAUAAAUAUCUUAAAGGUGAAUGUGG